Molecule: messenger RNA, 654 nt
Organism: Amborella trichopoda
Lineage: Eukaryota; Viridiplantae; Streptophyta; Magnoliopsida; Amborellales; Amborellaceae
Product: BURP domain-containing protein 2
Source: RefSeq, a predicted model, not a curated record
AUGAACAUGGACAAACUGCCUCUUGCAUGUGUACUGCUUCUCCUCAUGGGAACACUAAACCUGUACAACGUACUGGCAACACCUGAGAGCUACUGGGAACAAGUGUUCCCGAAAACUGCAAUACCCGAUUUUAUUCGUGCCCGUCUUCAUCCCAUACCUAUAGGAGUGGUGCCUAUGACUGCAGACAAUCGAGAUCCGCGAUUCUUCUAUCCUGACUCCUCACAUAAGCGUGACCCUAGGCAAACCACAUUCUUCUUAGAGGAGGAGCUGAAAGUUGGAAUGAACAGAGUUCUUUACUUUCCUAAAUCCGACUUUGCGUAUGCCGCACCUUUCCUUGCUCGUGAGAUCGCAGAUGCCAUACUCUUCUCACCAGCCGAACUUCCACAAAUCCUAAAGCGCUUCUCAUUGCCUACUGCCUCUGUUGAGGCUAAUGCAGUGCGUGAAACCUUAGCAUGGUGUGAAUCUCUAAGAGGCAAGGCUCAAUGCCUAACCUCUUUAGAGGCUUUAACUGACUAUGCAACUCGAUCCACUAUGGACCGCAGCAUUACCACGCUCCACACUCAUAUCGACAAGGAUUCUGGGCUCCAAGCUUACACCGUGAAGCGAGUGGAGCACAAGGUUGCGACGCCUGUACUACUGCCACCAUGUUGGUGA